Molecule: messenger RNA, 2853 nt
Organism: Lepus europaeus (European hare)
Lineage: Eukaryota; Metazoa; Chordata; Mammalia; Lagomorpha; Leporidae
Gene: PIAS3
Product: protein inhibitor of activated STAT 3
Exons: 14
Coding region: 137-1996 (619 amino acids)
Biological process (GO): protein sumoylation; regulation of transcription by RNA polymerase II
Molecular function (GO): zinc ion binding; SUMO ligase activity; transcription coregulator activity
Source: RefSeq, a predicted model, not a curated record
CAGCGUCCGGCCGCCGGACCGAGACUCUGUGGCCGUGCCGACUGCGGGAGCGGCGCCGAGCCCCUUCCCCUGGCCUCCGCAGCCCACCCUCUGAGGCUCCUGAGCCCCUUCCCCAUGUCCUGCAACGGUGCUGCACAUGGUGAUGAGUUUCCGGGUAUCUGAGCUCCAGGUGCUUCUCGGCUUUGCUGGCCGGAACAAGAGUGGACGGAAGCACGAACUCCUGGCCAAGGCCCUCCACCUCCUCAAGUCCAGCUGUGCCCCCAGCGUCCAGAUGAAGAUCAAGGAGCUUUACCGCCGGCGCUUUCCCCGGAAAACCCUGGGGCCCUCUGACCUCUCCCUGCUCUCUCUGCCCCCUGGCACCUCUCCUGUAGGCUCCCCUGGCCCGCUCACUCCCAUUCCCCCUGCCCUCCUGGCCCCUGGCACCCUGUUGGGCCCUAAGCGGGAGGUGGACAUGCACCCCCCUCUGCCCCAGCCUGUGCAUCCUGACGUCACCAUGAAGCCACUGCCCUUCUAUGAAGUCUACGGGGAGCUCAUCCGGCCCACCACCCUUGCAUCUACGUCUAGCCAGCGGUUCGAGGAAGCACACUUCACCUUUGCCCUCACUCCACAGCAGGUGCAGCAGAUUCUGACAUCCAGAGAGGUUCUGCCAGGAGCCAAAUGCGAUUAUACCAUCCAGGUGCAGCUAAGGUUCUGUCUCUGUGAGACCAGCUGCCCCCAGGAGGAUUAUUUCCCCCCCAACCUCUUUGUUAAGGUCAACGGGAAACUGUGCCCCUUGCCGGGCUACCUUCCCCCCACCAAAAAUGGGGCUGAGCCCAAGAGGCCCAGCCGCCCAAUCAACAUCACACCCCUGGCUCGACUCUCAGCCACUGUUCCCAACACCAUCGUGGUCAAUUGGUCAUCUGAGUUUGGACGGAAUUACUCCUUGUCUGUGUACCUGGUGAGGCAGUUGACUGCAGGGACCCUUCUACAAAAACUCAGAGCAAAGGGUAUCCGGAACCCAGACCAUUCCCGGGCACUGAUCAAGGAGAAAUUGACUGCUGACCCUGACAGUGAGGUGGCUACCACGAGUCUCCGGGUAUCACUCAUGUGCCCGCUCGGGAAGAUGCGCCUCACUGUUCCUUGUCGCGCCCUCACCUGCGCCCACCUGCAGAGCUUCGAUGCUGCCCUUUAUCUGCAGAUGAAUGAGAAGAAGCCAACGUGGACAUGUCCUGUGUGUGACAAGAAGGCUCCCUAUGAAUCUCUUAUCAUUGAUGGUUUAUUCAUGGAGAUUCUAAAUUCCUGUUCGGACUGUGAUGAGAUCCAGUUCAUGGAAGAUGGCUCCUGGUGCCCAAUGAAGCCCAAGAAGGAGGCGUCUGAGGUUUGCCCCCCGCCAGGGUAUGGGCUGGAUGGCCCCCAGUACAGCCCAGUCCAAGAGGGAGCUCCAGCAGAGAAUAAGAAGAAGGUGGAAGUGAUUGACUUGACAAUAGAGAGCUCCUCAGAUGAGGAAGAUCUGCCUCCCACCAAGAAGCACUGUCCCGUCACCUCGGCUGCCAUCCCAGCCCUGCCGGGAAGCAAAGGGGUCCUGACGUCUGGCCAUCAGCCGUCCUCGGUGCUGCGCAGCCCUGCUAUGGGCACACUGGGCGGGGAUUUCCUGUCCAGCCUCCCACUGCACGAGUACCCACCUGCCUUCCCCCUGGGGGCCGACAUCCAAGGUUUAGACUUAUUUUCUUUCCUUCAGACGGAGAGUCAGCACUACGGCCCCUCUGUCAUCACCUCUUUGGAUGAACAGGAUGCCCUUGGCCACUUCUUCCAGUACCGAGGGACCCCCUCCCACUUCCUGGGCCCACUGGCCCCCUCGCUGGGGAGCUCGCACCGCAGCUCCACUCCAGCAACUCCUCCUGGCCGGGUCAGUAGCAUUGUGGCCCCCGGGGGGGCUUUGAGGGAGGGGCACGGAGGACCGCUGCCCUCAGGGCCCUCCCUGACUGGCUGCCGGUCUGACAUCAUCUCCCUGGACUGAGUCCCUUGGACUGUGGAGCCUGUGCUGCCCCCCACCCCACAGCAGGUAUGCUGUGGCCACCUGACCUUUCUGGGGACUGUGGUCAGAGGUCAGACCCAACUUUUCCUGGAGACCUACUGGUGGCCUCAUCUUUGCCUGACAAGGCCAGCACCCAAAGGGUUAAUAUUUAACCUCUUCAAGGACAUGGAGGGGUCUAUUUUUGGAAAUAUUCUUCAGAUGGCCACACAUUCCUUUGGGUACCUAGGCCAACAGGAGGGGGUGUGAGUGGGGGGGAGGGGCUGAACCCCUGGCCUCUACUACGUGUAAAGCCUCUAAAGCCUCUUGGCGGAGGGGCCUUCUCUUCCCAUCCCCCAAACCCAAACCUUCAUUGUUUCUUCUUGUCUAUUCCGCUCCCUUUGGCCAUGCAGAUGAGAUGGAGAAACUGAGACAGGCGAUUUCAGAGAUGGACAGAGAACUCUAUUUUGGGUUGCAGAUAUUUUGUACAUAAACAAGAAAAACCAAAAUACUCCAAAGAUGACUUUCCCAACCUCCUACUUCCCAGUAUAACUGAGGAGAUGAGGCCUUAGCCAUGAUCCCCAGGGGUUUGGAAGCAGGGCCUAGCCUCUUGCCUGGGUCUCUAUUUAUAUAUUUAAGUUCACAGUGUUUCUUAAGCUGACCAGCCUGGGGCCUAAGCGUCUAGAGGCCCAUGGCCCUGUGGUCAGGCCUGGCUUAUUCUGCACCUUUCCUGGGAAGUGGGGGGGACCCACGUGCCCUCCUUUGUCGGGCCCCUCCAGGGCCCAGCAUACAUGUUGCAAUUUUACUUUGUAUUCCCAAAGUUGUAGCAGGUUUCUCACCCAUAAUAAAGGUUGUGAAUGUUC